UGCCGAGCCUGCGGGCGGCGCCGAGGCCGAGGAGCGCUCGCUGCAGCACAUGCUGCGCGCCAUAGCCGAGGAGCGCGGCCGCGUCAGCCUGCGCCGCGAGGUCUGCGGCCUCGGGUGCUUCAAGGAUGAUCGCAUCGUCUUCUGGACUUGGAUGUUCUCCACCUACUUCAUGGAGAAAUGGGCCCCCCGGCAAGAUGACAUGCUCUUCUAUGUGCGUCGGAAGCUGGCCUAUGGGGGCAGCAGUGAGAGCAGCACCGAUGGGAGGAAGCAAGCUGAGGCUGAGCCUGAGGUGGAAGUGGAGGUGUACCGGCGGGACUCCAAGAAGCUGCCAGGCUUGGGAGACCCUGACAUCGACUGGGAGGAGAGCGUCUGCCUGAAUCUCAUCCUGCAGAAGCUGGACUAUGUGGUGACCUGUGCGGUGUGCACGCGUGCUGAUGGGGGGGACAUUCACAUCCAUAAGAAGAAAUCCCAGCAAGUGUUUGCUUCCCCCAGUAAGCACCCCAUGGAUAGCAAAGGGGAAGAGUCCAAGAUCAGUUACCCCAACAUCUUCUUCAUGAUUGACAGCUUCGAGGAGGUGUUUAGUGACAUGACUGUGGGGGAAGGAGAGAUGGUCUGUGUGGAGCUGGUGGCCAGUGACAAAUCCAACACGUUCCAAGGAGUCAUCUUUCAGGGCUCCAUCCGCUACGAGGCCCUCAAGAAGGUGUACGACAACCGGGUGAGCGUGGCUGCCCGCAUGGCACAGAAGAUGUCAUUUGGCUUCUACAAGUACAACAACAUGGAGUUUGUGCGCAUGAAGGGACCACAGGGCAAAGGUCAUGCUGAGAUGGCAGUCAGCCGUGUGUCUACUGGCGACACAUCCCCCUAUGGGACCGAAGAGGACUCCAGCCCUGCUUCGCCCAUGCAUGAGCGGGUGACCUCCUUCAGCACACCCCCCACUCCGGAGCGGAACAACCGGCCCGCCUUCUUCUCCCCGUCCCUCAAAAGGAAGGUGCCCCGGAACCGGAUCGCUGAGAUGAAGAAGUCUCAUUCAGCCAAUGACAGCGAGGAAUUCUUCCGGGAGGACGAUGGUGGAGCCGAUCUGCACAAUGCAACCAAUCUGCGGUCUCGGUCCCUGUCUGGCACCGGACGGUCCCUGGUGGGUUCCUGGCUGAAGCUGAACAGAGCAGAUGGAAACUUCCUUCUCUAUGCACACUUAACCUAUGUCACUUUGCCACUGCAUCGGAUUCUAACAGACAUCCUGGAAGUACGGCAGAAGCCCAUCCUGAUGACCUAGCUGUGUGCGGAGCCCUGGCCCUGCCCGGCCCUGGGAGUGCUGCCAAGUGCCUACCUGUCCACCGCCACCGGGGUCUUCUGUGACAAGCCAGCGCCAGAGCUGGAGCCAGGCGGGGCCACUCGAUUCCCAGGGCCAGGGCCGACUCCACGAACACCAGCCCAAACUGAAGUGCCUCUUCCUCCCCUGCUGGCUCUGCUCCCACCCUGUGCCCACCCGCCCAUCGCCCCCCAGCCCAUUUCUGGAGAUCCCUCUGCUCCCAAAGAGGAACAGAGAUGCCAAGAGGCCAUGAGAGAGUUCAGGGGGUAGCCAGUGUCCAGAAUGUGUCCAGACCUACUGACAUGGUGUUCACAUCCCAACAAACACCAGUGGAGACCACCCAGCCGGGAGCACUCAGUGUGUCAAACUGUCAACGCUUUCUUAAGGAAAACCAGUUCAAGAUUUUAUAAUGCUGCGCCAGUGAACUUCAGCAUCCAAGUUAGUCCCGACUCGUCCACCCCUAGUUUACCCCUUUGUUACAAUAGGUUACCAUGGGGAGAUGGGGAGACAAGAUGUUUGGUGGCUUUGCCCUGGGCUGAGAAUACCUCACCCCACGCCCAGUUCCAGAAAGGCCUUGAGCUGAGCAGACAGGUCCCGAACCUGCCAGAAUGGCCUUUUGCUUCCAGCCAAAGAACAUCGCCAACAUAUACACCUCCAACCUGGGGACAUCCCACUCGGCCUUGGCCAGAGUGACCUGCAGAAUUUGGAUUCUGAGGGUAGGUGGGAGGGCUUGGUGGCCUGGCAGAAGAAUGGAUUUCUGCCAAAGGGCGUCCGAUGUUGGUGGGGUUAGCAUCCUCCCAGGAAGGUUCUAGGUAGAAACCCCAUCUUCUGGGGGCUUGGGGAGGGGAGGGGAUGUUGUUUCAUCUUCCUUGGUUUCCUAGAGGUUAUUUCCUUAGACCGGUGUGCUGGUCCCAUUUCUCCAGACCAGCUCACUGAGGCCAAGAGCAAUUGGCUCAGAUGGCUUGUGCAGCCAGGCUAGUCAGCGAAUGUGCAUGGCCGCCCAGCCCCGGCCUGCCUGCGGCCUCUCCGAGCUGCGAUGACACACUGCACUGUCCUCAAGAGCAGAGGCGUCCCCCACCCAACUGGGAAUCAACUGGAAGCUGGGUCUCUUUGUUGCUGUAUUGUGUGUGAAGUCCCCAGGAAUAUUUGAGGGGUUCUGAUGAUGUGUUUAGAGAUCUUCUUUGUGGGGAGAAAAGGAAGAGGAGGGGUUCGUUCUCCUGUCUGUUUUUAUUCUGCAGGCUCCGGGAACAGGGGACUACUUUGGGGCUUUCUCCAGAUUUUGUAUGUUAUUAAAAGCGAGCUAUUGCAUUUCAUUCUGCCUCAAUUUGCCCACCUGUAAAAUGGGGCCGAUACCACCUACCUCACUGCAGUCUCCAGAGUUCAAGCACAUGACUGGGCCAGGGCGCGAUCACCAGUCAUGCAUAGCUUGGGUCAGGCGUCAGGCUGUUGGGAUGCUCACCCCCUACCCUCUUUGUAAUAACCCAGGCCAAGGUGACGUGCAGGGGGGUGGAACAUUCUCAUGUUCUCUAACUGUCCAGCUCAGGCUUGAACUGCCUCUCAGUGCUACACGAUUUCAUGUUCCAAACUAGUGUCUGCUGGGGGUAGCAUAAUCAGGUCACAGCCCAGAGUGUUGGAGCACAGCCUCAGGGAGCUGUGAGCGUGCCCCACUAUUCCGGGACACUGUCUUGAAUGUUCUCUAGGGGUGCCAGAUGCUGCUCCCAAGUUUAUGUCCAAGGUGGCUAAAAUACACCCGUUUUUUUAGGAACUUCUCCCUUGUCAUUCUGGGGUCUGAAGACUCUGGAACUGGGAUCUGGGGAGAAAGACAGGCCUGAUGUAUUUUCUGUGGUGCAGUGGCUUGCCCUCUGUUCUCUGAGGGGAGCAGCACGAGAAGGUUCCCUCCCCUGGAGCCAGAACUCGGCCCCACUCUGAGGCUCGGCCAGCAUUCCUGAAUGGGCCUGGGCAAGCUGUACUCCUCUUCUGCAAGAUGGUGAAUCUAAGUCUGCCUGCCUCGCAGGGUGACUGUGAGGACUGAUGGCACUAAUGCUUGAAAGCACUUUGCAGAUCAUGGAAAUGUGUGCAAAUGGCGGUAUUUUAGAGACACACCCCAAUUUGUAAAGCACGUGAACAGAUGCACACAGUGGUCUGUUCUACCCCUAACAGAGGUGGCACCGUCAUGUGCAGGCACUGUUGUAAGCACUUAGGUACCAUCGGUAUUCUCAUCUUACAGAGGAGGAAACAACCAAAGAGGCUAAGUGGACUGCCCAGAACUGAACAGCAAGUAGUAGUGAGGGCAGGAGCAGACCCAGGCCUCUGGCCCAGUCUGCACUCUCACCACACUGUGCUGCCACCUGGGACAGAUGGAUAGACAUUCGGUGGUCUACCUUGCUCAGUCUUUCAGUCCUCUCCAAAGUGUUCAGUAUUUCUGAUACUGAAUUUAAAACAUGCUCAGAGGCACUUGAUAACUGGGCACUAAGCUGUUACUCUGAGGUUUUUUUCAAAGUAAUGAAUGACAUCAGAAACAAAGUAAUAGAGUGACAAAUGACAGGGCUGGAAACAGCGCCCUGCCUCCAGUGUCCUGGUAUUGAUACAUAUUUAUUUCUUGUAAGGCCAUCUUAAAUCUUUCUGGAACCAUGCCUGUCUCUUGUAUGAUGCAGGGGUGACCAAAGCAUGCACACCUCUCCUAAAUGGGAGUUGGAAUUAAAGUAAAAUUUUCCUGAGGAAAACUAGGUGUCACAUCUUCGGACAUAAAGAAUGUUGUGGGUUUUUUUCUUUCUUUUAAAGAAACGUCAUCCUAAAUUCUGAUAGGUGAUACAUCGUCUCCAUUUACACCUUUUCUUUCAGCACACAAACGUCCAGGCAAGUUCAUCUCACGUACUGUUGUCUGGAACUUGUGGUUGCCUACAAAAACAGCCAAGUCUCAUUAUUUCAAAAUAAGAAUAUUAUUUAAAACACAAGUAACAGAGAAGUAGUCAAAAGAGAGUAAAAAGCAGCAAAAUAUUCUGUAGUCCAGUCAGCUUGGAGGUGGGAGGGUUUUCCGAUGAGUCACAUUGUGGUUAACAUUUAGGCUUUUUAAGGACUGAGCAAAUCGUCAGAAAUUGGCGAGGUUUCUGUGUCUGUGCAGUGAUGACAGUAAGGACACACGGGCAUGUUCCUGAUGUCCCUCCUUCCCGCCAAAGAAUCUAGCCAGAAUCAGACCAGAAUCUGUUUUUGCUGUUUUAAUCCCAAAUAGUUAGUAGAAGACUUUUGAAGAAUGAGAGGAAAACUUUUUUUCCCACUAAGAGACAUUACAAGGAGCCCCUGUGCAGCUGGUCUAUUCAUUCUAACAACUGACUUUUGAAAAAUAUGUAUAUUUGACAGUGUUUUAAUAUGGUGGGUUUAAAUUGUUGGCCAAAACUCUUUAAAGGCUUAUAUAUUAAAAAUCUCUCAACUUUUUAAUGAACUUAAAAUGUUUCACUGUGAUAUAUAUUCUCUCUUCAUUUUUCCAAUUUAGCUGGAAUUUGGUUUCAUAUCUGGUUUCAAAAACCAAGUAUAUUUUGACAUUACAUUGAUUCUUCCUGUUCAGGCUUUCUUGUCUUUAUAUCAGAAAGCAGAAUUAGUUCUCUCUUAAAAAUAACCACCCUGGUCAUAAGCCAAAGACUGUAAAGGGAUAUAAAAACGCAGUGCCCUUGAAAUUGAAUGGAAGUAGCCAUUGGAGGCGUCAGCAACUGCCCUUCAAGGGAGAGCUGCUCUUUGGCUAAGUGGCCAGAAUGCCACCCUAUCCCUCUUGCUGAUGACCUCUGGAAGUUAGGUGAUGGCUACCUGCUGGAUCUUCUCUCUUUUCCUUUCAACUGACUGACUUGACACAGACAUGGUCCUCAGCGGAAAUAGGAAUCCUCCAGCCCUUUCUCUGAGCAUCUGGAACAAAUAGCCCCUGGAGCAUUCCUUGGAACACCACACACCGGAGCCGCGUGGCUUGGGGCUUGGGUUCAGAGUUCAGCAGGUGGAGCCUCGGAAAUGGAGGAAGCCACGAUGUGUGAUGAGUUGGAUGAGUUUGCGAGUCUGCAUUUCCAGUUUUCUGCUAUUCCUAAGGCAAUUAGGCAUUUUUAUUGUUACAACUCCACUCCUUGAGCUCAGUAGAUCAAAAAGAACAGUGAUCCUCCAACUCUCCUGAGCAGCUCGAAGAAUUCUGUCUUCUUCUUUUGUCCUUUGUAAAUAGCAAUCUUUUAUGGUUUCCAAACAAAUUCUAUGUAUGAGAGUAAUUAAAUCUGCAAAGAAAACCUGUUGAGAUUUUUCACUACUUUGAGGCUUAACUUGUGAUUUCUGCAAAAUAUAUUUUAGCAAAUAUAUUUUAACCCACGAUGGCAUACAUUGAAUAUAUUAGUAGGCUAAUUGUCCGAGAUAUUUCCAUAAACAUCAUCAACAGCAUUUUUGAUUAACCAUCUUCCACACCCAGUAGAAGUUAUUUCUAGGCAAUGUUUGUGGUUGGCUGUUUGCUUCGCUUUAUGAUUUCAUGUUUCUUUUGAAAGGUGAUUUGCAUGUGAGAGAUUAAAUUUAUUUUUCUUCUGUGUUCUCUAAUAAAUCUGUACCUAUUUCUUUUUUUCUGUAACAGGCAUUUCAGGUUAAAUACUGUAAAGAUGUUACAGCUAAGUGAUAACUUAGUGAUUGAAUCUCAAUUUGCCCCCAAGAUUCCUUAAACAUUUUUUGGAGCUCUCAGACAAACUACUUUUUUGAAAUGGAAUGUGUAACUAACAGAAGCCACCCUGUGCUCUGGCUUUGGCAGUCAUUAGCCAAUGAGGAGUCUGAUAGGGGUUCAGCGGGCUGGUGACUGCUGUUUGGCCAGAUUUCAUAUUUGCAAAGUUAAAUCCUAUUUAGCUCUUGGCCCCCAUAAAGUAGCAUAUAUCCCUUCAGUUGUACUGUAAGAUUUCCCACGCUUAUUCUAGAGAACCACUUAGGAAAACCCCACAGAAGUGGAAAAAUGACUGGAAUAAAAGCCAGGAGUCCAAGUUCAAGUUUUGGCAAGCUCCCAAUAAGCCACCUGGUCUGGAAGAUAGGUUUUUGGACCAGGUGGUCUGUUAUCUUGCAACUCUAUGAUGAAGUAGUAUGUUACAGCUGCUUACAUCUGCUUUCUGCCUGAUCCUUCCAGAGUGCAAGUUCAUUGUAGGUGGAAGCAGCCUGAGAGUUACCUUUCACACAACAGGUCUUUUCUUUCUAUGGUUGGAUGUAUUUGUUAUGGCACAAAGUGAUGGGCAUAAGGAAGGCCUACGACACUGUAGAAUGUUGCAGUAUAGAAAAUGAGGGACAGAGAAAAGGGGGUCUGAGAGGAACACAUAUACAUUAUGUAUACAGCGAUUCAGUAUGGGACUUAACACCAAUGACACCACUUGUAAACAGUCACUGCCUUAGAAACACUAGACCAGGAGAAUUUUCAGACCCAGCUUCUCCAAGAGCAGACUGUGCAAGAUAGUGGUUUAGCAGGUAAAAAAAAAAGAUUUCCUUGCCAUCUAGAUCAAACCGCCUUCUUUUAACAGUCACCUGAAAGAUGUUGGGAAUAGUCUCUACCUUGGAAGCUACCUGCAAUAACCUCAUUCCUUUCAAUGGCCUACUCUUGAAGGUUAAUGUUGCUGUUUCGGAUCUUUUAUCCCGUCUUAGAUGGACUUUUAGGAACUUCUGUCAUGCCCUAGCUUAGAAAAAAAUGCUGACUGGGAAGAAAAACCUUUGGGAAUCUUAUACCAGGAGGAGAGGGAAAAGUAAAAUAACAAUCCAUACAGUAACAUAGUUCAUUGUAUAUAUACAUGUUGACUGUGGAAAUGCUGUACUUUGUGCUUGAUUGUUAAAAUGACAAGAACAGCUGGAAAAUGUACAUGAGGAAGGAUGGGAAAAUACCUGUUUCUGGGGAUGAUAAAAGAAAGGAUCUUGUGUCUCUUUGUUUACAGCUUCAUUGAAUUGCCACCUGACAGCCUCUACAUAAGCCAACAGGUUAACAAGAUAUUUCUUUCCUACAUGUGAACUAAGGGUCUUCAUCUUGGAAUCUUACUUUAAUAAAGCAACUAGGUUGCUCAGUUUUAAAUAACCAC
This is a messenger RNA of Cynocephalus volans (Philippine flying lemur), 7362 nucleotides long. Its product is annotated as KIAA0930 ortholog. NCBI's taxonomy places the organism in Eukaryota, Metazoa, Chordata, Mammalia, Dermoptera, Cynocephalidae. Bases 50 to 1273 code for a protein of 407 amino acids. The transcript has 10 exons. The record is from RefSeq and is a predicted model, not a curated record.